Molecule: messenger RNA, 384 nt
Organism: Amphimedon queenslandica
Lineage: Eukaryota; Metazoa; Porifera; Demospongiae; Haplosclerida; Niphatidae
Exons: 3
Coding region: 1-384 (127 amino acids)
Source: RefSeq, a predicted model, not a curated record
AUGACUAAUAAUGAGUACACUGGUGUGUUACGUAUUAAUAGUUUAAGAGAUGAAGUUGAUAAUGGUGCUAGUUAUAAUUGUUCAGUUAGUGUGACUCCUAAUACUCCUUUUAUAUUAACAGGGAAUGAUAAUAGCAGUGCAGUUACAUUAACUGUAGCAAGGUUUGAUAUCAAUCAUGUUGAUAUAAGUAUCAAUAUUCCUUCUGUUCCUGUUGCUGGUGAUGUAUUCAAUUUAUCUUGUGUUAUAGUUGGACCUCCUAAUUUUGUUGAAAAUCUUACUAAUGUCAGAUGGACUUAUGAUUUAGAAGCAUCUCAAGCUGUGACUAGUGAAAACAAUGAUGCUACACUAGUACCUGUUACAAUAUUACUGUCAAGUAGCAAUUAG